Anastrepha ludens (Mexican fruit fly) is the source of this 1114-nucleotide messenger RNA. Its product is annotated as trypsin alpha-3. NCBI's taxonomy places the organism in Eukaryota, Metazoa, Arthropoda, Insecta, Diptera, Tephritidae. The record is from RefSeq and is a predicted model, not a curated record. The transcript has 4 exons. The coding region runs from base 164 to 1045 and encodes 293 amino acids. Gene Ontology annotation, biological process: proteolysis. Gene Ontology annotation, molecular function: serine-type endopeptidase activity.
GCACGACAUGGUUUUGUUGAAAUCAUUUGCCGCAAUUGGCCAAAUUAUGAGAAAUGAUUGACUAUCGUUGCUCAUUUAAAAAAUAGACCUCGCGCGAAUUCGUACUUCACACCAAUUGAAGUGGAGUUUUACAGAAAAUUUAUAGUUACAACAGUUUUUUACAAUGAAUUUUAGCAGCUUACUUCUCAUUGUGAUUCUGGGCCUUUUUGAAAGAUCUCACUCACAGAAUGUCACGAAACUUGACUCUCGUAUCAUAAAUGGCGUAGACGCCCCAGUGAAUAGCACAAAAUUUCAAGUUUCCAUCCGGCUGAAGCGAAAUUAUGUGGCUUUUGGUAGUGGACAUAUCUGCGGCGGCUCACUGAUAGGACCCAAUAAAGUGCUAACAGCUGCGCAUUGUCUCUACAAUUCGGAUAGAAAACGCUAUCGCAAAGCGAGUGAAUUUAUUGUAGUACUGGGCACGCAGAAUCGAUACGUACAAGUCAAUGGCACCAUUGUUUCGAAAGUCAGCUCCAUUGCGUACAUGAACUCCUUCAGUAUGGAUACGAUGCGUGACGAUGUUGGCUUAAUGUUCUUGCAGACUGGUUUGCCCGUGAAUAAAACACAUCUAACAGUGGCGCCAAUCGUACUGAGUAAUUCCUCAAUAUCGGCGGGUACGCAAUGUCAGGUGUCCGGCUGGGGUACAACUGAACAGGGCACCCUGUCCAAUAACUUGAAGAUGGCCAAUGUGAGUAUUAUAAAGGAAAGCAUUUGCAAGGAAUCUUAUGGCAGUAGGUUGCUGGGAGGAAUGUUGUGUGCCGGCACUUUGCAAGGUGGCACCGACUCUUGUCAAGGAGACUCGGGUGGCCCGCUUGUAUGCGGCAAUGAGCUGGUUGGCAUCGUAUCUUGGGGUGUUGGCUGUGCGCAACGUGGUUUUCCUGGAGUCUACACGAAUGUGAGCUACUACCGGAAUUGGAUUGACAGCCGCAAUGCUGCGACUAUAGUGGGGCUGAAAUUUGGUACUUUAACGAUAUUUAUUUCACUGGUAGUAGGCAUUUUUUUUAAAUAAAAUAAAAAAGCUUUACUUUUGUAAGUAGGAUUUUAUAUUUUCACAGUAAUUACGUAAGUAUAUGUAUAU